This is a messenger RNA of Oxyura jamaicensis (ruddy duck), 9121 nucleotides long. Its product is annotated as E3 SUMO-protein ligase RanBP2-like. The transcript has 28 exons. NCBI's taxonomy places the organism in Eukaryota, Metazoa, Chordata, Aves, Anseriformes, Anatidae. Gene Ontology annotation, cellular component: nuclear pore; cytoplasm. The record is from RefSeq and is a predicted model, not a curated record. Bases 96 to 8852 code for a protein of 2918 amino acids. Gene Ontology annotation, molecular function: protein binding; peptidyl-prolyl cis-trans isomerase activity; GTPase activator activity. Gene Ontology annotation, biological process: NLS-bearing protein import into nucleus; protein folding; protein peptidyl-prolyl isomerization.
GACGCGCUGCGCGGCCGGUACCCCGCCAGGAGCCGCGCGGCGCUGCGCGGAGCCCGGAGCCCGGCUGGGCUCGGCUCGGCGCCGCCGCCGUCGCCAUGUUGAGGCGCAGCAAGGCCGAGGUGGAUCGUUAUGUCGCCUCCGUGCAGGCCACUGCGCCUUCCUCGAGAGAGAAAUCGUUGAAAGGAUUCCUUUUUGCUAAGCUGUAUUUUGAAGUAAAAGAGUAUGAACUUGCUAAAAGUUACAUAUCUACAUACCUCAAUGUGCAAGAGAGAGAUCCGAAAGCACACAGAUUUCUUGGACAAAUCUAUGAAGCUGAAGACAACAUAGAAAAAGCUUUUGGGUGUUACAAGCGUUCUGUGGAGUUGAACCCAACGCAGAAAGAUCUAGUACUGAAGAUAGCAGAGCUACUGUGCAAUAAUGACGUCACUGAUGAAAGAGCAAAAUACUGGGUUGAAAAAGCUGCUAAGUUGUUUCCUGGAAGCCCUGCUGUUUACAAGUUGAAGGAGCAGUUGUUGGAUUGUAAAGGUGAAGAUGGAUGGAAUCAACUUUUCGACUUGAUUCAAGCAGAGCUCUAUGCAAGACCAGAUGAUAUCUACAUUAACAUCAGACUAGUUGCACUCUACCGCUCAAAUAAUAGGCUAAGAGAUGCUGUUGUCCAUUGUCAGGAGGCAAAGAAGAAAAUACCUUUGCAGUCAAGCUUGGAAUGGUGCUCCUGUGUCAUAGAGACAUUUGAGGAAUACCUGGAAUCUGUACAAGACUUGGAGUCUGAUAAAAGUAAUUGGAGAACUAUCAAGAAAGAUCAUCUGCUGGCCUAUUGCAGCUUUCUUAAAGUGACACUAUCUUCUAGAGAUGUUCAAGAAUGCAGAGACGCACUCAAAAGUCUUGAUCGUGUGCUUCACUCAGUGAAAACAUAUGUGAAUGGGACUGACGAGUUGUCUCGUACCUUCAUUGAAAUGAAAGGACAGUUAUACAUGCAUGCUGGAACUUUGCUACUGAAAAUGGCUCAGGACAGUGAGUUACAAUGGAGAGAGGCAUGUGAGCUGGCAGCAUUGUGUUACUUGAUAAGUUUCCAGGUUCCUAAACCAAAGUCAAAACUAAUACAAGGGGAGCAUACUGGACAAGAUACGCUGGAAUUGUUGGCCUGUGAUCGGAAAAGCCAGUCAGGUCAUAUGCUGCUGAAAUUGAGCCAUGGCAAGGAAGACUUCCUGAAAGAGGUUGUGGAAUCUUGGGCAAACAAAAGUGGUUUAUCUACACUGUUUAAUAGUCUCUUCAAGAGUGGAGGAGCUUCCAGAGAGAGGUCUUUCCUUGGUACAGAUGAUAUCGGAAACGUCAGUACACAAGCACCAGUGCAAGCUGAACUUCAUAAAUACGAUCUUGGUGCCGUUCGAACGCACAAUGGUAGUCUCCAGCAUCUUGUGUGGCUUUGUUUCCAGUGGAUUUUGAUGUCAACAUUACCCCCAGUGCGUAGAUGGCUAAAACAACUUUUUCACUUGCCCCAAGAAACAUCAAGACUAGAGACAGAUGCUCCUGAAUCCAUUUGCCUGUUAGACCUUGAAGUAUUUCUGCUUGGAGUGGUAUUCACUAGCAAUUUACAAUUGCAAAAGAAGUUUAACGCUCGCUACAGUGCACACCAGCCUCAGUUCUUACCAUUGCCAGUAUGCAAACAGCUCUACACUGAAAAGCAAAGAGCCUGGUGGGAUGCUGUUCGUACUCUUACGCAGAGAAAAACAAUAUCAGGAACAGCGGUAAAACUGAGGCUUGUAGUACAGCAUGGGAUAAGUACUCUACGAGCACUGGAGAGACAUGGCCUUCAACCUGCCUUAAUUAUACACUGGGCAAAAACACUGCAAAAAACUGGCAUUAGCCUUAACUCAUUUUAUGACCAGAAGGAAUACAUUGGACGAAGUGUUUACUACUGGAAGAGAGUCUUGCUUAUGCUGGAAAUAGUCAAAAAGAAGAGGAGCAUUCCUGAACCUACUGAUCCUCUCUUCAAACAUUUCCGUAGUGUUGACAUUCAGGUCUCACAGGUUACAGUCUAUGAAGAAGAGGCACGUAUAGCAUUUGCAACCUUGGAUGCAGUUGAUGGCAGAACUGAUGAUGCUUUGUUAGCAUUUGAAGCUAUUAAGGAUGUCGUUUCAUACUGGAAUCUUGCUAUAAUCUUCCAAAGAAAGGCAGAGGAGAUUGAGAAUGAUGCCAUGUUGCCAGAAGAACAAGAAGAACACAAAGCCUAUCUUUUUAAAAGCAAGCAUUAUCUAAUGAAGAUCUUAGAUGAAAGCUCCUCAGAUAUGUCAGUAACUGAGAAACUGCCGGUAUCUGUUGAAACUGUGAGGGAAAUGUUGGACGCAGUGAUUCAGGAACUCGGAGAGAAUGAUGAAGAGGGAAGUCUUGCCUUCGGAAAUGAUCUGUCACCAGCUGUAGAUUCAGAGGUGAAACAUUCUACUCCAUUGACUGAUAAGUUCUCUGUCUCACCAACUAAGAGCUACAAGUUUUCUCCUAAAAAUCCCCCUCAGUGGGCAGAAGAUCACAGAUCUAUACUUCAAAUGAUCUGUCAGCAAGUGGAAGCUUUAAAGAAUGAGAUGCAAAAAAUGAAACACAAUAAUUCCAACUCGAAUGUAUCAUCUCAUCGGUGGCCUGGUGAAAGCUACGGAACAGAUACUAUGUCAGAUAGCUAUCAGAGAGCACAAAAUCUUCAUGAAGCUCCAUUAACAGUUGCUACUACUGGCCCAUCUGUUUACUAUAGCCAGUCACCUGCCUAUAACUCUCAGUAUCUUCUCAGAACUACUGCGACCAAUGUAACACCAACAAAGGCACCGGUCUAUGGCAUGAACAGACUUGCACCUCAGCAACACUUAUAUGCUUAUCAACAACCAAUCCAUACACCACCUCUGCAAAACACUUCUGCUUGUGUGUUUCCCCAAGACUUAUAUGGCACGUCUUUGCAUUUUGAUGCUCCUGGGAUCAUUUCACCUCGUGGGACUGGUGAUUAUUACAAUUACAGUGUUCCACAGGCAAACACAAAUCCACAGCUACCUGGACCUGGCUAUUUCACAAAGCCUUCAGUUGCACCGACAACUUUAAAACCUGCAGAAUCAAAAGUGAAAGAACUUCCAAAAUCUAAAUUUGGACAGCCAGGAACAGUAGAAGGGUCAAAAACACGUCUGCCAACACCAGCACAGUCAAGUCAACCAACAACUUUUAAAUUCAACACUAACUUCAAGUCUAAUGAUGGAGACUUUACCUUUUCUUCUCCUCAAGCUGCAACGCAGCCUGCUAAUGCAGGUCUUAAUAGCAGUGAAAGUCUUUUGGGUCUUCUGACAUCUGAUAAACCGUUACAAGAUGAUAGAUAUGCUGAGCAAAAAGCAGCUAACAACCACACAACUGGUCAAAGAAAUGCAUUCAAUUUUGGCAAUAAACAUAUUUCAGGCAUCCCUUUUACUGAAGGUGUGGCACAGAAUGCACAUAAAAACCUGGCUUUUGAGCGGAGUGAUAUGUUUAGUUUCCAAGAACCAAGCAAGUCUUUAUUUAUGACUUCAACUUCUGAUUUGGCCAAUAGAAGUCAUGAAACAGAGGGAGGAAGCACCCUUGGAGAUGAGAGUGAUGAUGGUCCUCAUUUUGAUCCUGUGGUGCCCCUCCCUGACAAGAUUGAAGUAAAGACAGGUGAGGAAGAUGAAGAAGAAUUCUUCUGCAACAGAGCCAAACUGUUUCGUUUUGAUGCAGAAUCUAAGGAAUGGAAAGAAAGGGGUAUUGGAAAUGUGAAAAUACUGAAGCAUAAAGUAUCUGGCAAAUUCCGUCUCUUAAUGAGACGGGACCAAGUACUGAAAAUCUGUGCAAAUCACUACAUAAAUACUGAUAUGAAAUUAACGCCAAAUGCUGGAUCAGAUAGGUCAUUUGUAUGGCAUGCUUUGGAUUAUGCAGACGAGUUGCCAAAACCAGAACAGCUUGCAAUUCGGUUUAAAACACCAGAGGAAGCAAUGCUUUUCAAAAGUAAGUUUGAGGAGUCACAGAACAUUUUAAAAACCUUAGGAUCAAAUGUUGACACAUCUGUGACUCAGAGUAGUGGGACUGCAAGAGAAACAAAUCAGGAUAUCAAGAAGUCUAAUGGAUCAACCUCAGGGACCCUGAACUCUGCAUUUCAGUUCCCAAAAGAUGGAGUGACCAGUGAAUCUGGUAACAAAGUCAGUCUUGCAUCUGCGCCAACUGCAUCUGCCCUUCCCACUUUCUCAUUCAAAAAGGAAGCUCAGCAAACCUUUUCUUCUGGUGGGUUUGGACAGUCACCCUUGAAGGAUCAAUGGGAAUGUAAGGUAUGUUUAGUUCCAAAUGAAGCAACUGCAAAGACUUGUGUAUCGUGCCAAAGCCCAAAUGCAGAUACGUGGCAAACACAUGGCACCCCAUCAGCUGAAUCUACUGCAAGUUUCAAAGCCACCGGUAACACUGUGCAGGACAAAUUUGGAUCUGCCUUUGCUAAAAAGGAAGGUCAGUGGGACAGCAGCAUCCGUUCAGUGAGAAACGAACCUGUUGCCUCCCAGAAUCCAAGCAAAAUGAAUACAGAAGUAUCUUCUCAAAUUUCCUUUAAAUUUGUAUUAGAUUCUCCAAAAACCGUUCAAAAUGACUUAGGAACUGCUUCUUCUAAAAAAGAAGGUCAGGGGGACUGCUCUGUAGGCCUAGUCCAAAAUGAAGCCAAUGAUGAAAACUGUCAUUCUUGCCAGAAUCCUAAAUCACAAAGUCAACCAGAUGUGCCUCUGUCUACUGUUCAGACACCUUCUGCUCCCAGCUUCAGUUCUGUUGCUGAUGCAACUAAGCCACAGAAGAAUUCAUUUGCAGAGCUUUUUGCUAAAAAGGAAGGUCAGUGGGAUUGUGAUGUUUGUCUUGUAAGGAAUGAAGGUUCUUCACCAGCCUGUGUAGCUUGUCAAACACCAAAUCCAUCUGGUAAGUCUGCUAGUGAUGCUUCAUCAACAUCUACUUCUGAUUUGAAAAGUAAACUAUCUGAACCUGCCAAAGGACAACUGGGAACAGGUUUUAAGUGUGAUUUCUCAGGAAAGGGCUUUAAGUUUGGUCAUGCUGAGCAAGGCAAGACACCAGCAUUUACGUUUCAAAUUCCUGCUGAUUCUGAAGCGAAGUCUGCAAAGGAAGGAUUUAACUUUUCAAUGUCAGUGCCUCCAAGUGGAUUUAAAUUUGACAUACAGGAACCUAGCAAAAAUGCCACUAAGAAAGAUGAUCCAUCCAAAGAGUCUACAGCUGGCUUCUUAACAAAUCUUGAUGAAAAAGACAAAAAGGAACUGCUUUCAGAUAGUGGAACUUCCCCCCAAUCUCAAGAAACUGCAAGCAAGGAGAAAGUUGACUUUGUUUUUGGCCAAAAUAGCAAUGCUUUUACUUUUGCCGAGCUUGCAAAAAGUACUCCUGGGGAAGGCUUCCAAUUUGGCAAAAAGGACCCUAACUUCAAAGGCUUCUCAGGUGCAGGUGAAAAGCUGUUUUCUUCACAGGUUUCUAAAGAUGAUCACAAAGCAAGCACCUCUGCUGACCUUGGUGAGAAGGAUGAUGAUGUGUAUAAGACUGAGGAUAGCGAUGAUAUCCAUUUUGAUCCUAUAGUUCAGAUGCCUGAAAAAGUAGAACCGUUCACAGGAGAGGAAGAUGAGAAAGUGCUAUACUCACAAAGAGUGAAGCUGUUCAGGUUUGAUCCAGAAACAAGCCAGUGGAAAGAACGUGGGGUGGGCAACCUGAAGAUUCUUAAAAACGAGGUUAAUGGCAAAGUAAGAAUAUUAAUGCGACGUGAGCAAGUACUGAAGGUGUGUGCAAAUCACUGGAUAACAACAACAAUGAACUUGAAACAGCUCUCUGGCUCAGACAAAGCGUGGAUGUGGAUGGCCAGUGACUUCUCUGAUGGUGAUGCGAAGCUGGAACAGCUGGCAGCAAAAUUCAAAACACCGGAGCAGGCUGAGGAAUUCAAACAGAAGUUUGAAGAAUGUCAGAGGCUACUACUAGAUAUACCACUGCAGACACCCCACAAACUUGUCGAUACAGGUAGGACAGCUCAACUUAUACAGAAAGCAGAAGAAAUGAAGAGUGGCUUAAAAGAUCUCAAAACAUUUCUGACAGAUGACAAAACUAAACUGACAGAAGAGGAAAAUGUAAACUCUGCUUCUGCCAGCAGUACUUCUGAUUUGGUUGUAAAGCCCCAUGCUGAAAGUACUGGGCCUGCUUUGGAAUGGGAUAACUGUGAUUUGCGUGAGGAAGCAUUGGAUGACAGCGUAAGUAGCUCCGUGUAUGCAUCACCUCUUGCAAGUAGCCCUGUACGGAAAAAUCUGUUUAGAUUUGGAGAGUCUACUACAGGCUUUAAUUUCAGCUUUAAAUCUGCCUUGAGCCCAUCCAAAUCUCCUUCCAAGCAGAACCAGAGCAGAACGUCUGUAGGCACAGAUGAAGAUUCUGAUGUUACUCAAGACGAGGAGAGAGAUGGGCAGUACUUCGAACCUGUGGUACCUCUGCCUGACCUCGUGGAAGUGACCAGUGGUGAGGAAAACGAGCAAGUUGUCUUCAGUCACAGAGCUAAACUCUACAGAUAUGACAAAGACACUAAUCAGUGGAAAGAGAGAGGUAUUGGGGAGAUCAAGAUACUGCAGAACUAUGACAACAAACAAGUGCGUAUAGUAAUGAGAAGGGACCAGGUACUAAAACUCUGUGCCAAUCAUAGAAUAACACCAGAUAUGAAUAUGCAACAAAUGAAAGGAUCUGACAGAGCGUGGGUAUGGACCGCAUGUGACUUUGCAGAUGGAGAACGGAAAGUUGAGCUUCUAGCUGUGCGAUUCAAACUGCAGGAUGUGGCAGACUCAUUUAAGCAGAUUUUUGAUGAAGUAAAGAAUGCCCAAGAGACAGGCACACUGAUAACACCUCUUUCUUCUCGUGCCAAUACACCAAAAGAAUCUCCAUGUGGUAAAAAUGCUGUAGCUGUACUGGAAGAAACUACUAGAGAAAGAACUGACCUCAGCCAUGGCGAUGAUACUUGUGACGUAACUGUAGAGGCCUCAGAGGUGUCGAGCACAUCUGAAACGCCAACAAAAACAGUGGUUUCUCCUCCGAAGUUCGUAUUCGGAUCUGAAUCUGUCAAGAGCAUUUUCAGUAAUGAAAAGUCAAAGACAUUCACGUUUGGAAAUACUUCAGCCACUGGUUCUCUCUUUGGGUUCAGCUUUAAUCCUCCAAGAAAAGGUGAAGACAAUACUCCAACAUCGCAGAAGGAAGUAGCUGGACCAAGAAGCUCCAGUGCACUGCAGAAGCCUCAAGACAGCAAGGCAGACAACUUGGCUACUUCGACACAUAUUAGCCCAGCCAACUUCUCAUUUAAAAUUCUGGAAAAAGGAUUUAAUUUUAGCCUUUUUAAAUCUAAUCCAAUGGCCUUUUGGACAAGCACACCUUCCUUGCAACCUGACAGUAAAGCUGAGGAGAAGACAACAGUGCCAGAAGAUGACCCUCCAUCUGAUGAGGUUAUAAUUGUUUACGAGUUAACACCUACCCCUGAGCAGAGAGCUCUUGCUGGCUUUCUUAAACUACCUUCAACGUUCUUCUGCUAUAAGAAUAAGCCUGGAUAUGUGAGUGAGGAGGAUGAUGAUGAAGACUAUGAAACAGCUGUUAAGAAACUUAAUGGAAGACUCUAUCAAGAAGAGAAAAGGAAAUUGCAAGGUCAUGCUAAAGAUAUGUCUGAAAACACAACAGAAAACAAAAUCAUCUCAUUUGGAUCUGGCAAUACCUCAGACUUGUCAUUUGCAGAUCUGGCUUCCAGAAACUCUGGAGACUUUGCUUUUGGGUCAAAAGAUAAAGACUUUAGAUGGGCGAACACUGGAGCAACCGUAUUUGGAGCACAGAAAACCAGCAAAGCAGAUGAAGAUGAAGGUGAUAGCGGUGAUGAAGUCGUACAUAAUGAUGAUAUCCACUUUGACCCCAUUGUUUCCUUACCAGAGGUGGAAGUAAAAUCAGGAGAAGAAGAUGAAGAAAUUCUUUUCAAAGAGAGAGCCAAACUUUAUAGAUGGGACAGAGAUGCUACUCAGUGGAAGGAGCGUGGUGUUGGAGAAAUAAAGAUCUUAUUCCAUACUCAGAAGUUAUGUUACAGAGUCCUAAUGAGAAGGGAACAAGUUCUUAAAGUGUGUGCAAACCAUGUAAUUACCAAGGAAAUGAAUUUAGUACCUUCAGAUACAUCAAACAAUGCUUUAAUUUGGACAGCCACGGAUUAUGCAGAUGGUCAACUAAAAGUAGAACAACUUGCAGUGAGGUUUAAAAGUCAAGAAAUGGCUGCUACUUUCAAGAAGGUAUUUGAGGACUGCCAGGGAAGCUUAUCAAAACUGAAGAAGGGACUGCCAGCAGGACUGUCAAAGGACACCAACCCUGUUGUUUAUUUUGAAGUUUCUGCUGAUGACAAACCUUUAGGACGUGUAACCAUGGAGCUGUUUUCAAAUAUUGUCCCUCAAACAGCUGAAAAUUUCAGGGCCCUGUGCACAGGAGAGAAAGGAUUUGGAUUCAAGAACACCAAAUUUCACAGAAUAGUUACUGACUUUGUGUGUCAGGGAGGUGAUAUAACUAACCAUGAUGGAACAGGUGGACGGUCAAUUUAUGGAGAUAAAUUUGAAGAUGAGAACUUUGAGUUGAAGCACACUGGUCCUGGAUUGCUGUCAAUGGCAAAUAGGGGUCGGGAUACAAAUAACUCUCAGUUCUUCAUAACUCUCAAAAAAGCAGAACACUUGGACUUUAAACAUGUGGUGUUUGGUUUUGUGAAAGAUGGAAUGGAUGUUGUGAAAAAGAUCGAAUCCUUUGGUUCUCCCAAAGGGUUAGUAAGUGGAAGAGUUGUCAUUACAGACUGUGGGCAAAUAUAGACUUCUGGCUUUUGAGUAUACGGAUGUUCUAGCAGUAUAAAUCAGUAUUUAGAUGUUAUUGAUUAAUUAUUUCAACUUCUCUAAAAAGGACACUUCUGAUGUAUAAAUGUAAAAUUAAGCUUAUGGUUAUUUUUUGUGUGUUCUAAUUGAUUUUUUUGCAUGUUAAAUAAGUUCAGACACUGGCAUAUUUCGGGUGUAUUUGUGUUAUCAUGACAUAUUUGUAUUGAAUGUCAAAUUUUAAAAAUUAAAUCCUAGUCUUGUUAAAAUAA